Molecule: messenger RNA, 1142 nt
Organism: Darwinula stevensoni
Lineage: Eukaryota; Metazoa; Arthropoda; Ostracoda; Podocopida; Darwinulidae
Source: the annotation of a GenBank genome assembly
CUUUCAACAGUAUUAGUAAAUGGCUGCCUCUGCAGGGAGCCAUGAUGAAACUACAUUACUUCCCCACUGGGGUCUUCAUCAUAUUCCCUGCAACAUUCAUCACCACGUUCUCCAUAGCCAUAUUACUGGGACAUGUUGAGGUCGAUUUUCCAUACAUCAGUGACACUGGGACUACCCCUCCAGAGAGCUGCAUCUUUAGUCAACUCCUCACUGUUGGAACUGUUCUUUUGGGUAUCACUGUUUAUGUGCGAUACCGACAGAUCCUCGAGUACCACCCAAAUCACUCCAGUAGCUCCACCAUUAUUCGCCUGAACCAUGCAAGUCUUUGGCUUGGCAUAAUUGCUGCAUUUGGUGUUAGUAUUGUUUCAAACUUCCAGGAAACCAGUGUGUUUGUAGUCCAUAUGAUUGGAGCCUUCCUAGCUUUUGGUGUGGGGACUGCCUAUAUAUGGCUGCAAACGGUGCUGUCAUAUAAGAUGCAUCCUGUGGUGAACACCCUCUUCAUGGCUCACUUCCGAACUGCUCUAUCCCUCAUAACAACGGUCUUCUUUUUUAUCAGCUCCAUCUGUGGUACCUUGGCAAGACUACAGUUCCAUGGAAAAAACAUGAGGAAAUGGUAUCCAGAAGAUGGUGGAUUUCAACUUCAUGUUGCUUCCACUGCAUCAGAAUGGGUUAUGGCCAGUGCAUUCAAUGUGUUUAUCCUCACCUUUGUGCGAGAAUUUCAGAAGAUCUCUAUGAACCACCCAGAGUUGUGUCUCUUUGAGGACCAGUCUGCUCUUGUCCAAGCAUCCUACCAUACAGUUUCUGCUGAACAGUACAAGGUACCUGGGGAGAUGGAUUAUGGAUCCAUCAUCACUCAUGGGGACACCACACAUUGGAUGCUAGUGACUCAAAUGCCUCCUGAGCCCAUUGAGAUCCUGGUUAUGGAGAUCUUGCAGAGCUCCAACCUUUUCACAAAUUCAGAAGCAAAGCCUGAAGAGAUGCCACAAUUGUCCAGAUGCCAUUCAAUGCCUUUGUUCUGCUGUGAACCUGUGAUAUAAUGCUUGGAAGAGCUUCCAGUUCACCUCAUGUUUGCAUUUCAUUUUUCCCUUUUCUGUACUGUUGAUAGUCUGUUUUGGUGCAUAUACUGUAUUUACAAUGAGGAA